This is a messenger RNA of Penicillium malachiteum, 1464 nucleotides long. RefSeq names its product high-affinity nicotinic acid transporter. Gene Ontology annotation, biological process: transmembrane transport. The record is from RefSeq and is a predicted model, not a curated record. The transcript is spliced from 5 exons. Bases 1 to 1464 code for a protein of 487 amino acids. Gene Ontology annotation, molecular function: transmembrane transporter activity. Gene Ontology annotation, cellular component: membrane. NCBI's taxonomy places the organism in Eukaryota, Fungi, Ascomycota, Eurotiomycetes, Eurotiales, Aspergillaceae.
AUGGACGUAAAGGCACCUGAAGAGGUCCAGGCCGAUAUCAGUGGGCCUGGUAUAGGUCAUGGUACAACCGAGAUCUACAUUGAUCCAGUCAAGGAGAGAAAGAUGAUGCGCAAGUUCGAUAUCUUUGCGAUUGGCCUACUAGGACUUUUCUAUUUUAUGGCAAAUCUCGAUCGGAGCAAUAUCGGGAAUGCUCAAACCGCCGGGUUGCCAGCCGAUCUGGGGCUUGUUGGAAACCAAUUCGGUACAGCGACUACUCUUCUAUACGCAACUUAUGUUCCAUUCGAAGGUCCCAUUGCAGUGCUUCUCAAGAUUAUUGGACCAAAGCCUCUUCUCUCGACAUGCGCGUUCUGCUGGGGAAUAACGACACUUGGAAUGGCGUUCAUUCAGAACUGGAAGGGUCUUUACGCCUGUAGAUUGCUUACUGGCCUCUUCGAAGCCGGGCUAAUCCCUUGCAUAAAUGUGUACAUUGCACUCGUAUACAAGAAAGAAGAGCGGGGGAAGCGCUCCGCUGCAAUCUUCGCUUUCAGUGCCUGCUCUAGUGCAUUUGGUGGUCUUCUCGCAUAUGGCCUGACGCAGGUCAAUGGACCAAACGGUUGGGAAGGCUGGCGAUGGCUAUUCGUCAUUGAAGGAGCCAUGACCUCGAUCCUUGUGCCACUUUAUCUCUUCCUCUUUCCGAAACAUCCCACGACUGCGUGGUUCCUCAGUGCCGAAGAAAAGAUCAUGAUGCAGGCUCGCUACGACAAUGAUCCACACUGGGGACAGAAUGAAGAAUUCCAAUGGGCUGACUCCCUAAGCGCUUUAACAGACCCAAAAUGGUAUGCGUUAUUUAUUUACCAGUUCAGCGUGGAUAUCUCGCUUUAUGGAUUUACCACUUUCUUGCCGAAGAUCGUCUCUGGACUUGGGUACUCUGGAGUGAAGGCGAACUUGAUGACAGUGCCUAUUUAUAUCGUCAGCCUGAUCUGGUUCCUUGUUAUCGCAUAUUUCUCCGACCGAACAGGUCUCCGAGGGCCUUUUCUCGCUGGUCCCUUGCUCUGUCUGGUGAUUGGUUAUGCAAUCCUCAUAUCUGUGGAGGACUUGGAGGUUCGCUUCUUUGCGUGCUUCGUUGUUGGUCUUGGAAUUUAUCCCACCACUGGCCUAUCUUUAAUGUGGCUCCAAGAUAACACGGCUCGGCACUUCAAACGAGCCACAAUGGUAGGCAUGACGCUUUGUUUUGGUAACACUGCCGGUGUAGCAGUUGGCCAGAUUUUCACAACUGAGUCCGCUCCUCGUUAUAUCAAGGGUCUGUCGAUUAGCUUAGGUCUUGCAGUCGUCGCAUUGGCAAUGGUCACAGUCCUUAUGGUAGGAAUGACCGCAGUGAACAACAAGAGGGCUGCCAGGAUCCGCUUGGCCGAGGAAUCGGGCGAGGUUCUGGAAAGUGAGCCUGAAAAAGGCGACUAUGAUGUAUUUUUUCGGUAUUCUCUCUAA